UUCCGACUUGCCGUAUUUUCGCGUCACGGGAUUCCUGAAGCUGAGAGUCAGUAAGUCAUCGUGAAAAAAGAAGAGGAAAACACAGAAGUGGUUUGUUCGGCAGUUGCCAAUGACAUAAGUUUGAAACAGUAACGGUGGCAGAGAAGGACGGAGGAACCGAGGUUCUACCUCUAGGUAACAUGUCCAACAUAAUGAAGAAGGUGUCGUGGUCCAGUCGGGAAGAUGAUCCCGGAGUCGCCGAGCGCACCCCGCUUUUGAACGGCACUAGCAGACAGUUUUCAAGUUCAGAUAUCUUCCGCAUCGGAAGGCUGAGUACAGUUGAUCUUGAAGAUGAUAAAGAUGGCUCUAGUUCCGAAUUAAAUCAAACAGAGGAAAUCCCACACAAUGAAAAGCUCUUGUCAGUAAGAUAUGAGAGCCUGGAUUAUGAUAACAGCGAGAACCAGUUAUUUCUAGAAGAAGAAAGAAGAAUGAGUCUCUUGGGAUUUCGCUUCUUGGAAUUUAAAAGAUGGCUGGUGUGUGCUUUCAUUGGAAUUUUUACAGGUCUUGUUGCUUGCUUCAUAGACAUUGUGGUGGAGAAACUAUCAGACUUGAAAUACCAUGCAGUAAAGCAGAGUAUUGUCAAAUUCACAGAGGCGGGAGGACUUUGCAUCUCACUCAUUCUUUGGGCUACUUUAAAUGCAGCCUUUGUAUUGGUUGGCUCCUUGAUGGUGGCCUUUAUUGAGCCUGUAGCAGCUGGUAGUGGGAUUCCUCAGAUAAAGUGUUAUUUAAAUGGAGUGAAGAUUCCACGUGUUGUUCGCCUCAAGACCCUUCUUGUUAAAGUGUUUGGUGUUAUCUGCUCAGUAGCAGGAGGGCUUGCAGUGGGAAAGGAAGGACCUAUGAUCCAUUCUGGUGCUGUUAUAGCUGCUGGUAUUUCUCAGGGAAGAACCACGUCAUUAAAGAAAGACUUUAAGAUAUUUGAGUACUUCCGGCGAGACACAGAAAAAAGAGAUUUUGUGUCUGCUGGUGCCGCUGCUGGAGUUUCUGCAGCCUUUGGUGCUCCUGUUGGUGGAGUACUUUUCAGCUUGGAAGAAGGUGCAUCUUUCUGGAACCAGAUGUUAACUUGGAGAAUAUUUUUUGCAUCCAUGAUCUCCACAUUUACCUUGAACUUUUUUUUGAGCAUUUAUCAUGGCAAACCUGGUGAUCUCUCCAACCCUGGUCUAAUCAACUUUGGCCGUUUUGAAGAUGAGGUAAAGGAGUAUAAUCUGUAUGAAAUUCCAAUUUUCAUGUGCAUGGGAGUAAUAGGUGGUAUCAUUGGGGCACUUUUUAACAGUUUGAACUACUGGCUAACUAUAUUCAGAAUCAGGUAUGUUCAUCGACCUUUCUUGCAAGUUGCAGAGGCUGUGCUUGUAGCUUCAGUCACAGCUACUGUUGCAUUUGCAAUGAUUUAUUUCUCAGAGGACUGCAAGUCUCUUGGAGAGGAACCAGUUGAACAUCCCUUACAGAUGUUUUGUAAAGAUGGAGAGUACAACUCAAUGGCUACAGCUUUUUUCAACACACCAGAGAAGAGUGUCAGAAGUUUGUUCCAUGAUCCACCAGGAUUAUAUAAACCACAAACCUUGGGUUUAUUCACUUUGAGUUAUUUCCUCUUGGCCUGUUGGACAUACGGCUUGACUGUAUCUGCAGGUGUUUUCAUUCCAUCUCUUUUGAUCGGUGCUGCCUGGGGCAGACUUUUUGGAAUAUGCCUUGCUACUUCUUCAAAUUCUAUGUUUGCUGAUCCUGGCAGAUAUGCAUUGAUUGGAGCUGCUGCUCAGCUUGGUGGAAUUGUGAGAAUGACUCUGAGUUUGACAGUUAUUAUUGUGGAAGCUACUGGAAAUGUUACUUUUGGUCUGCCUAUUAUGCUUGUUUUGAUUACUGCAAAAAUAGUGGGAGACUACUUUGUGGAGGGUCUAUAUGACAUUCAUAUUAAACUACAGAGUGUGCCUUUCCUGCAUUGGGAGCCUCCUCCCACAUCACACGCUUUGACUGCCAGGGAAGUGAUGAGCUCCCCAGUGAUAUGCUUCAAGCAGGUAGAGAAGGUUGGCAAAAUUGUGGAUAUUCUUAGUAACACAUCAACAAAUCAUAACGGAUUUCCUGUUGUAUGUGACCAAGAGCCUAAAAGACUCUGCGGACUGAUUUUGCGUUCACAGCUAAUUGUUCUUUUAAAGCACAAGGUUUUUGUGGAAAGGGUAAAUUCCAGUCUUAUUCAAAGAAAACUUCAACUUAAAGAUUUCCGAGAUGCAUACCCUCGAUUUCCUCCUAUUCAGUCUAUACACGUUUCCCAAGAUGAGCGGCAGUGCAUGAUGGAUCUGAGAGAGUUCAUGAAUCCGACACCAUACACUGUACCUCAGGAGACUUCACUUCCUCGUGUCUUCAAAUUAUUUCGUGCUCUUGGCUUGAGACAUUUGGUAGUGGUAGAUGAUGAAAAUAAGGUUAUGGGACUUGUGACGCGGAAAGACUUGGCUCGAUAUCACCUUGGGAAACAUGGUCUGGAGGAGUUGCAUCUGGCACAGACGUGAUGGAGAUGGGCUCAAGAAUGUACUCCAAUUUAACAGAAAGUGCAGUAUUAGGUUAGUGACAGCCUCUGCGCUCAAAGAUCUUGAGGGUAUCCUAGGUAUUCCGUUGAAGUGAGUGAUGAAAAUGAUUAAUGUUAUCACGUACAAUUUUUAAACAAUUUAGAAAUUAGAAUUUUAUGUUUGACCUUUUCAGACAUUUUUUGCUGUUUUCUGAUCCUUCAUUUUGCACAGAAAGACCGAUGUUACAGUUUUAACCAUGAAGCAUUAGUUAUUUGUACUUGCAAGAGAAAACAAUAGAUGUGUAUUACAGGACCUAAUUUUUAUUUUUUGUUUUCUGGAAUGUUGGUUUAGUUUUUGUACAAUCUGUCCUUUAAACCUGAAUGUCAAUUGUGUUUACAAAUGUUGUGUUCUAUGAUUAUGCUUAAAGUGCUGCUAUUGUAUAUUCUUUAUCACGGCUUAACAGAACUUAUUUCAGAAAAAAAAGCUCUUUGUACAGCAUUUUCUAGUUUACUUUUGUCUGUUGUUACAAAUUUCUAAACUUGUUUCAUACAUUUCCUUGUACUGCAUUUUAUCCCAUGUGACAGGCAGUGCACAUGUUUAGCACUUUACUUGUGUGACCUUUAAAUUUUAAAAAAUUAUGACAUUUUCUAUAUUUGCAAAUGCUGAGGAAUUGAAAAAGGUACUAGUCUGGUUUUCUACAUGUGAAACUAAAAGUGGAAUACUUGUCAUAAGCUAUUGAAGUCCGCUUCAUAAGCUUAUUUGAUACACAGCUCCAUAUUGUUGUAUACUGUAAUAAUUUAAGUAAUUUAAACGCUGAUGAAGUUCUGUAAUAUCUGUGGCUUUAUCAAUCCAGGUAUGUUUACAUUGAACUGUUCACUUCUCAUCCUUAAACAUGAGAAGGUUUCACUUUAAUUACAGAGAUAAACUAAUUAAUUUUUAUAUAUUUAUUUUUACUAUCCUUAAUGCAUUUUAAUUAAUUUUAAAAUAUACAAUUUAAACAAUUUACAAUUUAAACUAUGUAAUUUAUUGUGUAUUUUGAUGCAGAUGUCAGUGAUUUCCUCAGCCAGAAAAUUAAUAUCAUGUUACUCAUAAGCAUCCUUUUAAAUGGCUUAUUUUGAAUUUUACCAAAUGUUUUGAUUGAAAGUGAAUACAGCCACCUUUUACAUUUUGUUAGUGACACUCCACAUUGUGUUUUUUUUCUCUAUUAUCUCUUAAUAGUCACUCCAUGUAGAGAUACAAAUACUAGUUUCAUUCUUUUCAAAAAUAUCUUUGCAUGGUCAGUAUUAGCAGAUAGUUUGUAUGCCUGACAAACUCUUGAUAAAGUCUGUGCCUUCAGUAUCUGGUAUGAUUUUUUUGGUGCCAGAUUGCAUAAUGCAACUACAAAGUUUUGUUUUCUGAAGCUUAAAAGUGAGUGUUUUCUCACAUUGUCUAUUCAUAAAUACAACAUGUUUUAAUUUAGAUUUUUUUGCCUUCUGAAUAAAAUGACAAAUAGAAAACUGUCACUCUAUGUGUGAAACUCUCUCAGCAGCUGUUCUCUUUUUACCAACUGUAAAAUAAAAACUGUCAUAUAGAUUGAUAUUUUAUAUUGGAAUUUUCAAUACUGAAUUAGUUUGUGCAGAAAUAAACUUGCAGAUAAAAAACA
Messenger RNA from Erpetoichthys calabaricus (reedfish), 4173 nucleotides. It is a transcript of the gene clcn7, whose product is annotated as chloride channel 7. The record is from RefSeq and is a predicted model, not a curated record. Gene Ontology annotation, molecular function: voltage-gated chloride channel activity. Gene Ontology annotation, biological process: transmembrane transport; chloride transport. The transcript has 25 exons. NCBI's taxonomy places the organism in Eukaryota, Metazoa, Chordata, Cladistia, Polypteriformes, Polypteridae. Gene Ontology annotation, cellular component: lysosomal membrane; intracellular membrane-bounded organelle. Bases 180 to 2534 code for a protein of 784 amino acids.